Molecule: messenger RNA, 1554 nt
Organism: Protopolystoma xenopodis
Lineage: Eukaryota; Metazoa; Platyhelminthes; Monogenea; Polystomatidea; Polystomatidae
Source: the annotation of a GenBank genome assembly
AUGCAUGCAUGUAGAGGCACUGCCGUGAGCGAUUUGGACAAGCAUGGAGAGGAUGUAGUUCACUGUCAUUUGGGACCCGAGGACAAUUUCACUCUGAUCCUUGACGAGGCUGGAGAUUUGUCUGAAAUGGCAGGUGAAAGCGUAUCGGGUGGCGGCGGCAGUGGCUACUCGAAUGGGCUGAUAAACGGGCUGUAUCCAAGCGAUGGUCUAGGUCUGGGACUGGGAUUGGGUCUGGGUAUGUUAGGUCCGCGUGUCGCCGAAUUGUCGGGCAGACGAGCAGCCGGACGUCGAAGUACAGACUUCCGUCUGGUGACGGGUCGCCUGCCCUUAAGCAGAUCCAACGGAGGCGCCGGACUGUCGGAAGUUGUUAUGUCCGGGACGCGGCCUGGGAGUGCGGGGCACAUGCCGUUGGUGACGAAUCUGGACCGCGAAACGACGCCCCAGCAACGAGUCACCAUCACUUGUCAGGACGCCGCCGGCAACUCGGCCAGUCGAGUCGUCCUCGUCCAUCUCAUCGACGUGAACGACCAUUCGCCCGAGUUCCUAUCAACUCGGUUCAUCUUCCGGAUCGCCGAGAACCGACCGCCCCGCGACGGCCACGAGAUCUGGCUGGGCCGGGCGGCGGCCCGCGACCUCGACGAGGCCGAGACGAGGACGGUGUCCGAGUCCCGUCUCGUCUACCGGAUGGCCGAGGAUCGGCUGUACGGCGCCGGUGGCGACACCAGCGGUCUGGCCCAUCUGUUUCGCGUAGACGAGGCCACGGGUGACGUGUACGCUCGCGCCAUGCUAGACCGGGAAGAAGCGCCGCCCGACGGCAUCUACCAGUUGACCGUGUUGGCCAUGGACGCCGGGCAUCCGGUCGCACUGACGGGCAGCGCCACUGUCGAAGUGCACGUCCUCGACGUCAACGACUGGGAGCCCGUGUUCACGGAAGAGGUGUACAUGUUCAGCGUGUCCGAAGAUGCGCCGUUGCGCGAGGUCGUGGGCCAAGUCGAGGCAGUGGACCGUGACGCCACCAGCCUGGCCAACCGUGGCGGCAACAUCACCUACCGACUGGUUCGACCGUCCGCCCAGGCGGUUGCCGGCCUCACCGGCCUCCUGCUCGCCGACCAUUCGGCGCCCGGGCUCGAGUCCCGUCUCGGCCAGCGCCGCACCGUCUCGGCGCCAACCCACCUCCGGACGAGGCGGCGCCGAGGCGCCGACCAGCAGUUUUCAGCUCACCCGACGCCGAGGAUGACGACGACGAAUACGACGAGGCAGCCGCGCUUACCAGCCCUGGUUGAGGCUGGAGGGACGACAGCCUCGGGUAUGAUACCGGUCGCCGGGAGGUCCGGGCUCUCGAUGGCGCCGGCCCACUUCGCUGUCGACAGCCAAUCCGGACACAUACGCGUCAUCCGACCGCUUGACCGAGAGACCAAGGCCCACUACACGCUGCUGGUUAUUGCCGUCGACUCAAUGCCUCCGCCGCCGCCACUGCCGUCCGGCGCGGUUCAGGCCUCCGCGGGCGAGUUCGAGUCCGUGGCCGAGUCCGGCGGCGCUGGCGUCUGGCAGUCA